Messenger RNA from Paramacrobiotus metropolitanus, 651 nucleotides. RefSeq lists its product as uncharacterized. Lineage: Eukaryota; Metazoa; Tardigrada; Eutardigrada; Parachela; Macrobiotidae. The transcript is spliced from 2 exons. The record is from RefSeq and is a predicted model, not a curated record. Bases 1 to 651 code for a protein of 216 amino acids.
AUGCCUCCUAAAGCGAUUAAGCGUAAGCGGGAAGAGAGCUCUUCUUCUUCUUCUUCUUUCAGUAGUAGCAGUUCGAGUAGUAGUGUUAACUUUGCUGAUGAAUCGGAAGUGUCCUUCAUUUCGAUCUCCAGUAUUCCUUCGAAUGAGUCAGAUGUGACGGAAACUCAGAGAUUUUUGGCAGAUGUUGAUCCUUACGCAGUUGAUUAUAUUGUGAGAGAACCUGAUCCUGAAAUUGGUAAUCGCAGUGGCGUAGCAGAUGUUGAGAGUGUGCACAGCGGCAACUCCAGUGCAGGUUUCGAGAAAUCAGCGGAAAUGUUCGAUUGUUUUCAAGAAGACGGGAAACGUUAUAAAGUGAUCUCUACGACUGAUACUGAGAGUUUUACGACCUUGAUAUCUACUCCCAGCGAAACAUGUGAUGACGAAGAUGAAUGUGCGUCGUGUUCAACUGGUCCUUUACCUAACACAGCGGAGAGAUUAGCUAAUCUGGCGGAUGUGAAUGUUGAAGUUGAGUCAGAUCGCAGUUCGGAAUUUGAAGAGCAACCCAUGGUGUAUCACGAGAAAACUCCUCCAAAACGUGACGAUAAAGAGAGCGGAACCGAUAUCUUAAAACUCAGUAUUUAUUCGCUCAUCCUGAUUCGAUUGAGAGUCUAA